Molecule: messenger RNA, 2534 nt
Organism: Asterias rubens (European starfish)
Lineage: Eukaryota; Metazoa; Echinodermata; Asteroidea; Forcipulatida; Asteriidae
Product: ATPase PAAT-like
Exons: 6
Coding region: 88-1431 (447 amino acids)
Source: RefSeq, a predicted model, not a curated record
UUAGGAAACCAGACUAAAUACAGAAGGUGUGCGGUGGUGUGUUGACUGUCGUAAAAAUUGAAUUUGUGGUUAACGAACAUCAAACCAAUGAUAAUGGAGCAAUAUCAGAAAGUGAGUUUGUCAUCACUUUGGAAUGUUCAAGGACCGUAUGAUGUUAACAGUAUAGUACGUCAUGUUCACGAAGAUGAGAGCACUGAAGAGUCAUCCUCGAACACACAUAGCAUUAAAUUAGUCCCGCCUCCCUCAACCAACGAUGACAACAUCCCUUCCUGUGAGCUUCGUCUUACAUGUGACUCCUGUACUUUAAUCAGGUCACUGGCAGUCAUUAGCAAUGCCCGCCAUGUUGAACUGUACGAUGACCUGGAUGGUUAUUGCGCCACGGCCAAGGGAGAGAGGCAAGACGACGCGGAAGGGGACAGAGAGCUGGAUGUUGUGACGUAUGUGGCUCAUCAAGCAAUCGACAGUCCAUUUCCACGCUGUAGGCUUAAGUUUAUUUCAUUGACGGAGAAGUGCCAACUGACCCUUGUCCAGCUGACAGUGACCACCAUGAGGACGGAGAGAAGAUCUUGUGGGGUCGGAGGUCAAGGCAUUGAUAUGUCAAAGGUCAGGGAGAUCAUGUCAACAUUGCCUCAGCCGGUGCCUUCCAAUGUACAGGAACUUAUGACGAGUGUUGAGCAAUACCAGAAGAACCAGGCAUCAGUUCUUGAAGACUUCCAACAAGCAGCUGCAACAAGAUUAUCCUCCUCGUCAAAUGACCCGAGGGCUUCACUAGCAUCCAACAUGGCGGGCAUGAUGUCACUCUUCUCUAAGGCAUCUAUGCUCCAGCAACAAACGGCACAAACCCCCGCCACCACUGGAGGUCGCGUCGUCACGGAUCAGAACGUUAAUGAUGAUACAACACCCAACAACCGAUCGCAAUCAAGCUCAGAAAACGCCGAUGCACUUCCAACUGAUCACCUACAUACCAUGAACAGUAUUUCCAAACUGAUGUCGUCUUUCAGUUUGGGGAGUUCGGCUGAGAAUAAUGGAGUAGAAAGGGAGAGUGGAGAUGAGCCACAGAUGUUGAAUGCUUUGCGGACUAUGUGCAGAGACGUCAGUAAAAUGAGGGCAGCAGACAGGCAGACUGUGGAGAGACAAAGUGGGGCGGAAAGGCGAUUAAACCAGGAGCAUUCAAACACUCCAGAUAAUACAAACCAAUCGGAGAAAUCAACAUACAGAAAUGGAAUGGUCGAAGUGGAGCAAAGACUUAUGGGAUACGUUGGUGAAAUGGAGAAGAGGAUUAUGGGAAGGCUUGAUCGUCAACUUGAGCUUCUACAAGACCACGUUGAUUUACGAUUCAACAAACUAGAAAUGUUACUCAAUGGAACGAGAGGAAAUAAAACAAUGGAUGCUGAUCACGAAGAGGAAAUAAUCCCAGUGGAAUUGGACUGAUAGACAGGCGAAGGACAGAGAAAUAAAUAUUGAACAUUCUAAUGUCAACUUUAUAACACCAACAGCUCAGGACUAAAAGUCGUUAGCGCAGAUUGUAGGAGUGUCAUAUUUUGGAUCUCAUUUAUUGAAGAGUAUGUGUCCAAAAUAUUUAUUUGGCAAAAAGUAACAAUAAAUUUUCAUGAAAAACACUUGUUUAUGGAUUUUGGUUUAUUUUUUCCAUUAUCGUGCAAUUUUUCUGAAUAUUUCACAAGGGCAAAAAGUGGGAAACCAGACUAAAGUAGGAAGAAUAUUAUAUGCAAUAAAUAAAGAAAAUUUGAACUAUGUGUCCCUAACUAAACAAAGGAUGCUAAUCACGAGGAGAAAGCUAUUGCAGCGGAAUUAGACUGAUUGACUUGCUGAAAUGGGAUGGAGAAAUAAAAUGUGGAACAUUCUAAUGUCAACUUUAUAAUACCAUCAGCUCAGAACUAACGAACGUUAGUGCAGAUUCUAUGGAUUUCAUCAACUUGCUUUUGCAUAUUUUGGAGCUCCUAGUAAAUGGAGUUUAUUGAUCAAGAGUGGUGUCAAAAUUAUUUGUUUAUCAAAAAGAAAUGUUUGUUACUCAACACCUGAAAGACUGGAUGCCCGAUAAAUAACAAAUCAUAGAUGAUGGCAGUGGAAAAAAAACAUUUGUCAAAACUUUUCAGAAGUUGACCUUGCCAUACUUUGUGUAGAUAUUUUGUGUUGGUGAAAAUUGACAAACCAUGAAAGUUAGACACAAAACGGUUGAAACUUGAAACUUUAAAUGAAAUGAAAUUUUAUUUAGCUUUUUGUUUGAGUGAGCAAUUAAUGUUUUAUAAACUCUCAAUUUAGGACAUAAAUAACAAUUAAGAAUGGAUUAUUUUAAAAAGAUAAAGUACAUGUGAAAAUAUAACACAUAAACAAUAAUGUUUAUACAAACAAUGAAUAUUUAUGAGUGCAACAGUGAAAAUAUUUUCCAGAAAAUGUUUUUGCAGAAAUCAAUGUUACUCUAAAAUCAAGGUGACAAUGUAAUAUAUCUCAUACAUUUCUAAUAAAAUUGUUGGUAUGCUCAUUUUGAAUAAACAACUCAAAAAGUAUAAAUAUAA